This is a messenger RNA of Bombina bombina (fire-bellied toad), 8729 nucleotides long. RefSeq names its product kielin cysteine rich BMP regulator (gene KCP). The record is from RefSeq and is a predicted model, not a curated record. Lineage: Eukaryota; Metazoa; Chordata; Amphibia; Anura; Bombinatoridae. Gene Ontology annotation, molecular function: protein binding.
GGUGAAACUUUACCAGGAGCAGUUCUUCUCUUCCUGAUUACAAGAGGGGCAGCAGCUGGCUAAGGUGGGAAGCUGGGUGUAGAUGGUGUUUCCUUGCUCAUCAGGAGAAAUCUGGGAUAACAACAUCACUGGGCACUGAGUUAGGUGACAAGCUACCUGAGUGUAUGGACACCUACCUGGAUAGUACUUACCCCCCUGCUAAACAUCUAUGGGCUGGAACCCAUAAAGAUCUCCUUUUGUCAGCUGUGCCUCAGCAGUGUAAUCACUCUCCAAGGACUGGUCUAAUCUGGGCAUUUAAUCCAGGACUUUUAUUGCAGACCCCACAAGUUUCUGGAGACUGGCUGCUCAGGUAAAUGUCUGGUCAUCAUUGAGAAUCCCUUUUUAGGCAUGUGACACCUCACCUCCAUCACCUGUGGCUCAUUGUGUCAGUCAGUACUUAUCUUUAAGUGCCUUCCUGUAACACAUGUAUAGCCCCUUAUUAAUUACUAUUUAACACUUUUAACAGUCACUCAAUGUGACCACUAACAGUGGCAUAAACCUGUUACUAUAAUUUCACUUUACUGGCACUACCAUCUUGGUGUUUGUGAUACUAGCCUGCUGGUCUUCUGGAGAAAUGGAAUUGUCACAGCCAUCCUUACUGUGCAUUUUGUGAUACCGGGUUGUCUCUCUUCAGACAGUGAUGCCAGACUGGCAUCUUGUAGACUUUCACUGCCAUCUUUACUGUGCAUUUUGUGAUACCAGGAUGUUUCUCUUCAGACAGUGAUGCCAGACUGGCAUCUUGUAGACUUUCACUGCCAUCUUUACUGUGCAUUUUGUGAUACCAGGAUGUUUCUCUUCAGACAGUGAUGCCAGACUGGCAUCUUGUAGACUUUCACUGCCAUCUUUACUGUGCAUUUUGUGAUACCAGGAUGUUUCUCUUCAGACAGUGAUGCCAGACUGGCAUCUUGUAGACUUUCACUGCCAUCUUUACUGUACAUUUGGUGAUCUCAGCUAAAUGGACCUGGUAGACUGGCACAAUAUUCUAUGAUACCCACCUGCCAUCCUUUACACUGCCACUGACAUUAACAUACAGCAUCUUGUUAUACCAGCCUGUCUGUCCUUGUGGGCCGGCUUCACCAACCUCGCCGAGCUACUAAGUGCACUUUCAUUACUUCCACAGCCUACAGAUCUUGGGAUGUGGCCUUAGCUGGGGAACCCUUCACCAUGGUACCCUCGCACUGGGGACUUUUUCUGCUUCUGCUACCCCUCUGUCUGUGCCAGCCACCUGGGCACCAGGAUCUGGACACAAACCUUCAAUACUACGAUGAUAAUGUUAUUGACCUGCUUGAAGCUCUUAACGUCACGCGCUCCAUCAAAGGUGUCACCAAAUCCAAAGGUCGUGACUCUGGAGUCCCUGCUUGGAAGUUCCGUCAGCGGGUGCCACACCUCACCUUGCCCUGGGAUUAUUCUGUAUACCUCUUGUCUAGUAUGCAUGGCUCACUGGGACUGCAUUUUGUUGCUAAACAGGCUAAAAACAAUCAGGGAACACUAAUAACCUUCUUGUCCCCAGCUGCCAUGAAACGUGAUGGACAACCACUCCUGCGUCUAGUGUCUAACACACAGAAAGAUCAGCUAAAGCUGGAAUACAGAUCCCCACAAGGCAUGGAGCCCACCUCUUUGCUGCUCCCUGGUGGGUCUCCAUUUACUGGGUCCCAGUGGGCUCGGCUUGCCCUCAACCUUGAGGUACAUAAGGUGACAAUGUUUGUGGACUGUGAGGAACCUGUGGUGUUUGGAAAGGAAGAUGAGGAAGAGGUGUUGAGUCUGAUCCUACCACUGGACUUGGAGAUAAGCUUUGCCAGCAUUCCAGGAGACAAGGAGAGCAAAUUUAUAGGAUACUGGCAGACGGCUGAGAUCUCCCCAUCUGGAUUUUCACGCAGACCUUGGCACUGUGAGAACCGAUCAGAUUCCCUCCCUCUUCCAUAUUCUCUAUCAGAUGAGCGCCACUUAGAUGAUCAGGAUGUGCAGCUUGGACCACCGGACCACUCUGACACUCAUCAGUACCAGCAGCAGCAGAGCGAGGUGUCACCAGCUCUUCUUACUCAGGAAGACCGGCUGAAAAGGCUAGAAGAGGCUGUGCAAGGACUGACCGGCAUGCUAGACAUGGUUAAAUCUCAGAAUGCUGACCUCCAGGCCCGUGUGAAGUUUCUUGAGAGCUGUGAGUGCCGCCGACCUGUCUGUACUUGGGAGGGACGAAGCUACCAGGAUAGCGAGACUUGGAAGAAAGAUCAGUGCAAUAUCUGUGUAUGUGUCGGAGGUUCUGUGACAUGCUCAGUGCGUAAGGACUGGCCACAGUGUCUAGGUUGUACUCACGAUGGACGGAGUUACAAUAACAAGGAGACUUUCUCUGUGGGUUCCUGCACCUCCUGUGUCUGCCAGGAUGGAGAAGUCAUUUGCACUAAAAAGGAGUGUCCUCGUGUACCCUGCAGUGACCCAGUCACCCUGCCUACAGAAUGCUGCCCACGCUGUUUGCUUGGCUGCUCGGAUGGUCAUAAGGAAGGGGACACAUGGCUGAGAGACCCUUGUACAAGCUGUACCUGCCAGAACAGGACAGUCCUGUGUCAGCGGGAGCAAUGUGCAGAACUGAUCUGUACAAAGAGAUACACUCCACCCGGGCAGUGCUGUCCUGUCUGCCAGCCAGGUUGUGAGUAUGAGGGGCAGACAUACAGGAAUGGGGAACAUUUCCUCCUACAGAGUAACCCAUGUGUCAACUGCACCUGCUCAAAUAACCUGGUGCGAUGUUUACCCAUCCUGUGCCCUCAUGCACUGUGCAGCAAACCAAUGCACACCCCAGGGCAAUGUUGCCCAUCGUGUCCAGUGUGUGAGUUGGAUGGUCGGCCCUUGUCAUCAGGACACAAUGUCACUACCAGAGAUGGCUGCCAGCAAUGUAGAUGUCAGGAUGGUGAUAUAAAGUGUACUGACCUAGUGCAGUGCUCACUAACUUGCACACAUGGCGUCAGACGAGGUUCAUGUUGCCCAGAUUGUUCGGCUUGUGACCUGCAUGGUGACAUUAUUCCCAAUGGAGUGACCUUCCGGGGACAUAGUGACCCCUGUGAGAGCUGCACAUGUCAGGGCGGUAACAUACAGUGUGUAAGAAUCUCAUGUCCUGACCUGACCUGUGCGCUGCAGGAGGAUAUCCCUGGGGAGUGCUGUCGGCGCUGUAAAGGUUGCACUGAUGGGAUCAAUACACGGAAGCACGGGGACGAGUGGAAACCUCAGGGAGAGCCGUGUCAGAUGUGCCGCUGUGUGGAAGGCAUCAUCCAAUGCAAGAAACGGCACUGUGCAGUCUUGUGCCGAAAUCCAUUACCCCCACGGCCUGGCACCUGUUGCCCUGUAUGUGAUGGCUGUUCAUACAAUGGACGGAACUAUGUGACCGGACAAGCUGUAAGAAGUGCAGACUCUUGUACUCGCUGCACCUGUGAGAAAGGAAAUGUCCAGUGCAGCCCCACGCCCUGCCCCCCGACUCCCUGUAGGAAUCCUAUCCGGAAACCUGGGGAAUGCUGCCCGAGAUGUGAGGGGUGUGAAUUUGACUCCCGACUGAUAGCUGAAGGUGAAGUAUUUACCGCUGCCCAUGAUCCCUGUCUGAGCUGCAGGUGUUUGGCUGGAGAAGUGUCAUGUGACCAUCUGGACAGGCGAUGUCCCUCUGCACCGUGCAGCCAUCCAGGAAAGGUCACAGGACAGUGUUGCCCCACGUGUGAUGUGUGUGACUUUGAGCGUGUGCUGUACACUGACGGACAGACCUUCAGGCCCCCCGGACAUGGAAUUUGCCUGCAGUGCACAUGCAGGAAAGGAAAUGUACAAUGUGCGGAAGAGACUUGUCCCCCUGUAACCUGUCCAAAUCCUGUAAGAGAUCCAGAAAAGUGCUGCCCAAUCUGCAAAGUCUGCGUACAGGACGGAGUGGAGUUUCUUGAAGGAAUUGAGUGGGAACCUGAUGGAGAUCCGUGCAGCAGCUGCACCUGUUUGAAUGGGGACACAGUGUGCGGUGUCAGUCAGUGUCCCCCUGUAACGUGUCUGCAUCCUACUCGCAAUGGGGGUGAGUGCUGCCCAGAGUGUGAUACGUGCACCUACAACCAGCGGGUAUACAGCAAUGGGCAGACAUUUAACGACCCAGACAACCCCUGUCAGGAUUGUCAGUGCCAGGAUGGCACUGUGCAGUGCGCUGACAUUGUGUGCCCCCCAGUGCUAUGUUCUAGACCACAGAGAACACCUGGCCAGUGCUGUCCCAAGUGUCAAGAUUGCCAUCACCAGGACAUAGUAUAUGUGGAUGGAGAACAGUUUUCCAACCCCCUUAACCAGUGCCAGGAAUGUGAGUGCCAAGAUGGGCAUGUGACCUGCAAAGACAGAGGAUGCCCAGGAGCGCUGUGCUCCUACCCCCUGCCUGGCACCUGCUGCCAGAACAACUGCAACGGAUGUAACUAUGCUGGGAAGGAGUACCCCAAUGGUGCAGAGUUCCCUCACCCUACAGACACCUGCCGACAAUGUCACUGCAUCAAUGGCAACGUCCAGUGUCUAACGCAGAGAUGCCCUCCUCUGCACUGUGCUGACCCAUUUCCGGUUCCAGGGGAGUGCUGCCCUCAAUGCCCAGCGCCCCCUGCUGACUGCCCCUACUCUGGGGUAGUGUACAGACACAUGCAGCGUUUCUAUGAUCCAUCUGACAAAUGCCGUGACUGCAUCUGUAACAAUGGCACUGUCACCUGCCAGCGCAAACCCUGUGCUCCCAUCCAGUGCUCGCACCCACUGCAGGGUGACUGCUGCCGCUCCUGUGACGGCUGUCUCCUGUCUGGGAAGGAGCUAGCUAAUGGCGAGCAGUUCACGGAGCCUUCUGACCCCUGCUCGGUUUGUGUAUGCUGGGAGGGAAGUGUGAAGUGUCAGGCCAAAGCCUGCCCUGCCCUUAACUGUCCCUAUCCAGCUCCUGGGCAGUGCUGCAAGGAGUGUCAAGACUGUCAGUAUCUGGGUAAUGUGUACCUGAAUGGCCAGGAGUUCUCCUCACCGCAUGACUUGUGCAGCCGUUGUGUUUGUGCUGAUGGCUUUGUGACCUGUAGCAAGAAGCCAUGUUACAAAGCCGGCUGCAUCCACCCCAGCACUCCGGCAGGGAAGUGUUGCCCGAUCUGUGACGGUUGUUCAUAUAACGGAGCUGAUCUAAUUAAUGGUGCAUCUGUCCCUGAUCCAUCUAAUCCUUCCUGCUCAGAGUGCACAUGCAGGGCUGGUUCUGUACAAUGUAGUCGUAAGCUGUGUGUGUCCACAUCCUGCCCGCACCCUGUUACUGGACCUUGUGACUGCCCCAUAUGCCAGGGAUGCAACUUCCAGGGUCAUAACUACGCAGAUGGUGAGCAAUUCACUUCUCCGCAGAGUGAGUGUGAGCAGUGCCGCUGUAUGAAGGGUCAUGUGACCUGCAGUUUGCGACUCUGUGGUAAAGUGACCUGCUCACAUCCGGCGGAGGAUCCCUGCAUGUGCCCUGUGUGCAAUGGCUGCAACUACAAUGGACGAGACUGCACCAACGGAGAGACCUUUCCUGACCCUGAGGAUGAGUGCAGCCGCUGCUCCUGCAGAAAUGGGGAAGUGACGUGUGUGCCUGUGCCAUGCCCCCGUGCGACCUGUCUAUACCCUAUCACCCCACCGGGUGAGUGCUGCCCACGCUGCACUGGCAUCUGCAAACACAGUGGCCGUGUCUAUCAGAGCGGAGAAAACUUCCAGCUUCCAGGGGACAUUUGUACUAAGUGCUCCUGUCGGAAUGAGCAGGUGACCUGCCAGCGGGUGCAGUGUGCCCAGGAAUGCAGCCACCCUGUACCCUCCUCGCCCUCAGCCUGUUGUCCUGUGUGUAAUCACUGCAUGUAUGAGGGCCAGGAAUACGCUAAUCGCCAGACCUUCACCUCAACAUCUGACCCCUGCCAGCGCUGCGUGUGUUUAGAUGGCAGCGUUACCUGCACCCAUGUGGUGUGUCCUCAAAUCUUAUGUGCCAACCCGAUCAGUAGACCAGGACAGUGUUGCAAAGAAUGUGCAGUGUGCUGGUUCCUUGGGAAAGAGUAUAAGGAAGGCGCUCGCUGGGUGCCCCCUUCAGAUCCGUGCACUCAGUGUACCUGCCAGAGUGGUAAAGUGAAAUGUGAGCCGCCCCUGUGCCCGUCACUGCCCUGCACCCAGCAGGUGACAGACCCUGGAGCUUGUUGUCCCCGUUGCAGAGGCUGUGUGUAUAAUGGUCGAGAGUACAGAGACCACAGUAACUGGAUCUCCAGCACUGACCGCUGCAUGUCCUGUAUGUGUGUGGAUGGAGUGACCACAUGCUCCAGAAUACAGUGCGUAGCUGCCUGCAGUAACCAGAUCACUGUGCCCGGGGAGUGCUGCCCACUGUGUGCCAACUGUAUUACAAGUAGCAAGGUUUAUGUUCCGGGAGAUAGUUUUCACCCAUCUGAUGAUCCCUGUGAGAUCUGCACAUGUGAGAACUUGCCUGAUGGCCGCCAGUACAGACGCUGCAGCAGAAAGCAGUGCCCCAGCCUUCUUGACUGUCCUAUAAGCCACAUCUUGUCCCCAGCUCCUGGGCAGUGCUGCGCCACCUGUGCCCAGGCCCUAAGUAACUGCACAGACUCCAUGGUGGGUAGUGAGAUCCAGGCCACAGAUGAUCCCUGCUACACGUGCCACUGCAAGGAUCUGACAUGGGUUUGUGUGCAUCGUCCCUGCCCCAGCCUGAGCUGCCCACGUGCAGAGCAGUUUAGCCCUCAUGGCGCCUGCUGCCCUGCAUGCAAAGAAUGUGUGGUGGAACUGGAGGGCCGGAGAGUUUCAGAUGGAGAAUCCUGGACAGACAGACAAGAUCCGUGUGUCACUUGCACCUGUACUUUGGGACAUGUGGACUGUCAGAUUGAGGAGUGCCCUCCGACCCAGUGCCAGCAGGGAAAGAUGAGGGUCCGGAACCCUGGCACUUGCUGCCACGUGUGCCAAGCCCCUGAAGUCUCCUGCUUGUAUCAAGGUCAGAGGUUUCUAUCAAAUGAGCACUGGCAGGUGGAUGAAUGUACGGCGUGCACCUGUGUGUCCGGGGAGGUUCACUGUCACAGUGAGAGAUGUCCCCAAGUCAGCUGCACUGCGGAUGAAACACCAGCUCUGAUCCCUGGUAUGUGCUGCCCUCACUGCAUCCCACGGCCAGCUACCUGCAUUGCAUUUGGUGACCCGCACUAUAGGACGUUUGAUGGGAAGAUGUACCACUUCCAAGGGGGCUGUACAUAUGUCCUGAGUGAGGACUGCGAGGGAGGGGACUUCAGUAUUCAUGUGACUAAUGAUGACCGGGGGCUGCGUGGUGUCUCAUGGACCAAGGAAGUAACAGUUCUAAUUGGGGACGCCGUGGUGCAACUACUCCAGGACUGGGUGGUGAUGGUGGAUUACCAAACAGUCGAACUUCCUUUCCUGAAAGAGCCAUACAUUUAUAUAGAGAGAAAGACCAACACAAUCUUGCUGAACAGCAACAUUGGGGUGAAGGUGCAGUGGAAUGGCCGCUCUCACCUUGAGGUGAGUGUACCAGGGACCUACCGUGGCCAUCUCUGUGGACUGUGCGGGAACUUUAACAACUACCCCCAGGAUGAUCUGCGAGAUCGCCAUGGACAGAUCAUGUUAUCAGAAGCCACCUUUGGAAACAGCUGGAGGGUACAGAGUAGUAAUGAAUCUUCCAGCAGUUGCCAGGACGGCAGGAUGUAGACACUUGUAAGCUGGCCGGGGUACCGAGCCAGGAAAGAAGCCAAUGGGCGCUGCAAGCUAAUAAAGUCCAGCGUCUUUGAGCCGUGCCACCGUGUGGUCCCUCCUGAGAUGUUCUUUGCAUCCUGUGUGUAUGAUCUGUGCGCCUGCGGAGCCGGGGACGAGUGUCUGUGUGACGCACUGGAAGCCUACGCAUCUGAGUGCCGGGAGGCUGGUGUCAUCCUGCAGUGGAGAUCUCCUGCACUAUGUGCCUGUUGCUGCCCCCAUGACCGAGGGUAUGAGUUUGAUGAGUGUGGCCCCCCUUGUCCUAAGACCUGCUUCAACAAGGACGUACCCCUGGGGGUACUGGAGUCCACUGCCUUCAAGCCUUGUGUUCCAGGAUGUCAGUGUCCGGCUGGGUUAGUGGAACAUGAGUCUCACUGUCUCCCUCCUGAAUCUUGCCCCAAGAUCAUCCAUGGAACCCUCUGAAAUGAUACUGUUUAUGGUCUGUCUGCAAGAAGAAGAGGCUUUAGCAGGUUUCUAAGUACCAGCUCCCCAAGGGAAGAUGAAGUAUUUACCUUCACUUUUCAAACCUGACUUCCUCUUGAUGAUUGUAUUGUUUCUUCAUGUGUUAUGUCCCCUCUGCUUCCUGUCCUUUCUAUUCUUCUCCCUUCUCCGUUUGUUUCUUCCCAUACUGCUCACCUUCCUCAGACUGAUCUUGUCAAUAUCAUGAUGUGGUUCCUUGUUGUUAACUUCAGCCUAUUAGAGAUGGGAUAAAAGGACUAUUGCUUCUGGACUCAAGGACUGUUAGAUAACUAUUCAAGGAGGGGAAAAAGUGUUUGCAGCAGGACUUACAAGCCUAAGUACCCUCAUAAAUGUUCUACCCCUGUAUCAUCAAGAAAUUAUUUUGUUUUUCUAUUUUUAUAAUUUUAUCAUUCCUUUCAUUUUAGAACAACAUUUCAUGCUCAGAGGAUUUGUGUUGUGGAUGCGGGGAACAAUUCCUGGCACCCUCCAGUGUAUUAAAUCAUUGGGUCUAUUUA